Gigantopelta aegis is the source of this 5682-nucleotide messenger RNA. Its product is annotated as oxysterol-binding protein-related protein 6-like. Gene Ontology annotation, cellular component: cytosol; plasma membrane; intracellular membrane-bounded organelle. The record is from RefSeq and is a predicted model, not a curated record. Gene Ontology annotation, molecular function: cholesterol binding. Bases 167 to 2932 code for a protein of 921 amino acids. NCBI's taxonomy places the organism in Eukaryota, Metazoa, Mollusca, Gastropoda, Neomphalida, Peltospiridae. The transcript has 25 exons.
AAUUUUAUGAGGUGGUGGUUGUGUGUGUUUUCGCCAACUCACAGCCUUUGGAUUAUUUUUCUCAAACAGUAUUCUCGUUCGUGUAUUUGGGAAUGUGAUCUACUGAUCUGUCAAUAUUUUGUCUAAAAGAGAAAGGCAUCACAUACAAAGGGCUUCCACAUACACCAUGUCCUCAAGAGACGCCCCGGGGGAGAAGGGCGUUGCUGUCCUGAAGCGGAAUAAAUCAUCGUCCAGCGUGGUGGAGGAUCCUCACCACCAGUUCCGACACAGUGAUACCGCGUCAGAAUCCGAUUCUAACGAUGACAAUGGAUCGAUGUCGAGCACCGCGGUGGAGAACGCGACCACCGCGUCGGUCAUCACGAAGCCGACGACGCGGAAACGGAAGAACCGGAAGUCGCGCCAGGAGUGGGAGAUCCUGGAGGGACUCAAGGAGGGGCAGGUGUGCGAGGACAAGCCCGACAAGUACCAAGGAUUCCUCCUCAAACGCAGGAAGUGGCCUCUCAAGGGAUGGCACAAGAGAUUCUUUGUUGUGGAUAAAGGAAUACUAACUUAUGCAAAAUCGCCACACGAUAUUCAGAAGGGAAAAUACCACGGUGUCAUCGAUCUAGGGCUGUCUGUGUUGACUUUCAAACGACCGAGGAGACGAAUCCAAAUCGAUGCUGAAGAUCAGAUAUACCACAUCAAAGUGAAAGACAGUCGAGCAUUUGAAGAAUGGUUGUCACGGUUGCGACACCACCGCUUGUACAGACAGCAUGAGAUUGCAUAUGGAACGAAAGAGUCGCCAAGACUCACUGGGAUUACCCCCCCUGUUCAAGAUUUACCUCUUAAUUCGCCAAAUAUUGCCGAGAGCUUGAAAAAGGAUGUAAUACGGCAGACCAGCUUCAAGGCACCGGGUCACGGUCGCGUAGCAGCCUGGGUGCUGGACACUGCAGGCUUCGACCAGUGCAAUAAGGGUGUCAGUGAAGCCCAGAAUCAGCUGUGUGACCUCCGCGACCUGCUAGAUCAAAUCCAGAACCUCCCACUGUCUGGUGACCCCACUCUCGAGUUAUUGGAAACAGAAGGUUGUGAGAAAAAGAAAUCUCGACGUGGAUUUGGCCGGAGUAGUAAGAAAAAGGACUCGAAGCUAGGUAGUCCGACUUUAAGAGACUCCAGUGAGACAGACCUGGCUGGCUCUGGAUCGUUGGUGGUUCCUGAGCGGAUGCACUCAAGCGCGUCGAACCCGAACCUGUUGAACCACACAACAUCGUCACGGCCGAUGAGUCUCUCAGACAUGCCGCUGAGUCAGUCGCACGAACAACGUAUCCAGGAGAUCAAACUGAGGGAGACGUUCAUCACCAAGGGUGAACAAGUGCACAACCAGCUGAAGAGUUUAUUACACAUGAUGAACACUGAGCGAGAGCGGCUGAAGCAGACGAUUGAGAGCGAAUCGAGCACUCUGACACAGAACACCAACACCAUCACGUCUCUCAAACAGUCGCUAUUUGAGGCACAACGACAAAACACAGCAUUAAAGAGCCGACUUUCUCGGAUCCACACUGAAUCGAAUAUUUCUGACUUGCAACUUCCACCCACGUCACCGAUAUUGUCUCCUAAGGUGGAGCAGUCGAAGCUGGGACAAUCUCUGUCUAUAGACAGUUUCUCUUUGUCUGAAUAUUACGAUGCUGAAGAGAUUUUUGAGAAUAUCAGUGAAUCUUCCUCAGAGCAUUCCGAUGAGGCUUCCAGUGAUGUGUCUGACGAUUUUGAGACCGAAACUGAUGCUGUUAGUGUAACAUGUGCUUCCGUGGGUGAGUUUUCGUCGGUGUACCCGACCGGACGCCGCUCCAAGCUGCCGGCUCCGCGGCCCGACACGGGCGACAUCAGUCUGUGGAAUCUGUUGUACAAGAACAUCGGCAAGGACCUCACCAAGAUCUCCAUGCCUGUCACGCUCAACGAACCGCUCUGCACCCUACAGAGACUCUGUGAGGAGCUUGAAUACAGUGAAUUGCUGGACAAGGCUGUGGAGUUUGAUGAUCCUUACGAGAGAAUGACCUAUAUAGCAGCAUUUGCUGUGAGUAGCUAUGCAAGCUCGUUCUACCGCGCGGGGAACAAGCCAUUCAACCCGUUGCUAGGGGAGACGUACGAGUGUGUACGAGAAGACAGAGGCUGGCUCUUCGUCUCCGAGCAGGUCAGCCAUCACCCUCCAAUAUCUGCCUGCUUCUGUGAAUCGAAAAACUUUACCUUCUGGCAAGAUAUCCGAGUUAAAACCAAAUUCUGGGGUAAAUCCAUGGAGAUACAGCCAUUAGGAACGGUCAACGUUUGCUUGCCCAAGUUCCAGGACCACUACAAGUGGAACAAAGUGACCACGUGUGUUCACAACGUGCUGGGAGGGCAGCGCUGGGUCGACCAGUACGGAGAGAUGUACAUAACCAACGGUGGCAUAGUCUGCAAGCUUACAUUUACAAAGGCGAGUCACUGGUCGUCGAAGCGUUAUGAGGUUCAAGGUGAGAUUCUCAAUCCGGAGGGCAACGUGGUGCACAACCUCUUCGGCAAGUGGAACGAAGCUUUCUACUGUGGGCACUCGUCAUCCGCUCGCUGUAUAUGGAGACAAGGUGCUAUGCCAGAAGACAGUGAUUUGUAUUACGGGUUUUCGCAGUUUGCUAUAGAGCUUAAUGAACUCGACAAGGAUCAGAUUAAGUUUUUACCACCGACAGACUCUCGGUUCCGACCCGAUCAAAGGUUACUGGAGGAAGGUCGUAUAACCGAAGCCGAGGCCGAGAAACAGCGUCUGGAAUACAAUCAACGAGAGCGGCGGAAGAAAGACGGGGAAACGGAGCCACGCUGGUUUAAAAAGACGAUGACGAAUGACAAGGAAGUGUACGACUUCACAAAGCAAUACUGGGAGGCUCGCAAAGAUCCCGGAUUCAGUCGGAUGUCCUUCGUAAAACUCUGGUGAAAUGAAAUGUUUUUUGCUGAGCAACAAGUCUUGUUGCCAUGGUUACUGCCAGACAGGACCGUGAUGCCUUCCAUUGCUGUGUGACAUAUCUGUGACAGUCUUAUCCUUGUUGCCGUGGAAACGUGGAUUUUGCUGUGUGACAUAUCUGUGACAGUUUUAUCUUUGUUGCCAUGGAAACGUGGAUUGCUGUGUGACGUAUCUGUGACAGUUUUAUUCUUGUUUAAUGGAAACGUGGAUUGCUGUGUGACAUAUCUGUGACAGUUUUAUCCUUGUUGCCAUGGAAACUGUGGGAUGCUUUCAUGUUGCUGUCACAGGUCUGUGACACGUAUUGUCAUUGCCAUGGCAACUGUUGACAGAUGGUUGCGUUAUUGCUGGGUUGUGAAUUAAAUCCAUGACGGUUAUCCUUGUUGCCAGAGAAACUCUCCGAUCUGUAAAUUUUUGCAGUGUUGCAGAUGUGACAAUUUUCCUUCCUCGUUGCCAUGGUAAGGAGCAGCCACUGACAUAGCAUCUUUUUAUCUUUACCUUACAAUCAUUAAGGAAUUUUUAGUUUUUAACUUGUGCUGGUUGGUGUGGACACUGAUUCGGAUUCGGAUAUAUUUUGUGUGUGUGUCUGUUCAUGUGGUUACCAAUACGAUGUAUCCACUUGACAGUGUGUGCUUGUGGACACAUUUCUGUAUCUACCGUUACAUGAUCUGGUCGGGGGCAAAAAAAAUUGAUAUUGUGGAGUAAUCAAUAAUCGCACGCAUCAAAAGUCCUGCGAAAAAUGUAUAGGGUUUUCUGUCUAAAACUAUAUAUCAAAAUUUGCCAAAUAGCCAAUGAUUAAUAAAUCAAUGUGCUCUAGUGGUGUCGUCAAACAAAACAAACUUCUUCAAAAGUCGUGCAUGGCAUCAUUUUUCUAAAGCUCACGAACAUGCGCGAACCAGUGACGUCAUAUUCACCAACAAAUGAAAAGACAAUACUUCCUGGUCCAAUAUCAUAUUAUACCUAAAAUGAAAAACAUUUCGAUAAGUGAUUUACAUCAUUUGUUCUUUCAUCAGUAAAAAGUCUGUUUUCUCUAAUACCAUAUACAAGGAUCAUGAGAUAAAAUUGCCGAACAUAUAAAUAGAAUGGAGUGUGUGACUAUUCAUUACGUUUUAGAUAGUACGCCAAAAGUGGGUUCUAUUUAAAAACUUGCUAUAACAGAUGAAUUUGGCAGUAGCUAUUAACAACAAAUAUAUAUACUACCUGUAUAUAUACAGCACUGGUCCAACUACAUGUACAUGAUUAUUUUACUGUUUGUCCGUAUUAUUACGAGCGCGACUACUGACUACUCCAGGCUAUCUGCAGCUGUAACCCGGACGACACUCCACACCAGACAGGUGGAGACAGCCACUAGCUCUGGCAUUUGUCAAAUUCAUCAAUUGCGAAUUUAAAAAACACAAACGGCUAAUUUUAUUUUAAUUUGGCGAAAUAAUUUUAUGAAAUAAUUGAUAUUUUGCUGGAAAAUAACUGGGUUACUGUAAUUUUUGAAGUUUAAUAAAUAAUUUGGCGAAGUUUACUGCCAGUCCAGAGCUAGCCAAUCCUAUGUUAUUUCAUUGUGUCGGAUUUUAGCCGCAUUCGUGUCCGCGAUCGCAUACACACACGUGGACGCGCAACUGUAUAAAGAUGGCCCCUCAUCACUUACAUACAUUUCUCGUUGUUGCCAAGGUAACUGUGGUGGAGAGACCUCCCACCCACCUUGCUCUUCCUUAGCUGUUCCUCACUGCCAUCGUCAUGGUGAUAUCAUAGAUUUUGUAGAGAUUCUUGUUGUCACGGCAACCAACAAAAACAAAAAAUCCCAUUACAGAUGUUGGCAAGGUUUUACAUGUGAUAAGCAUUAUACAUAUUCUGUUUAUUCUAUUCUAUUUCUAAUACUUGUUUAAAAAUUACAAUAUUUAUAUAUAUAUACAUAUUAGCAUAUCAUGACAACUGUUAUAUUUAUGUUCUUACAACAUAAUUAAUUAUUAGUCAAUAUAUUGUUGGGUAAUUAGUGUUGAUGAAAGGACAUUUUGGCUAUGUAUUGUAAUUUCUUUGUACUGUAACAUUGACCGUAAUCUGUACAUGGCAUUAUAUGCUUUUUAUUAAAGGUUAACUUUAUAAGAAACUUAAAGACAGUAAAGCUGAAACCAGGCCCCGUGCUUAUAAACCUUGAAGUCUAGACUUUAAUAAAGUCCAGACUUUAACAUCAUGGCAACGCCAUUCAAAUAGCAUUACAUUAAAGUCUAGACUAGACUUGAUUAAAGUCUAGACUUUAAGUUUUAUAAGCACGGGCUACGACCAAAAUAGCUUUUGUCAUUACCUUUUCAUUUUUUUCCUAUAAACUUCUUCAUCUUCUUCUUCUUAUUAUAACGGCUAUUUAAUGUUGUUGUUUUUAAUCUUGAAAAUCAUGCAUUAAAAUUGCAUUUAGGUUAAAACAAAAAAAAAACUUAUUUUAAGGUGUAAUCUGUGAGAAUUUCCCCCAAUGGCAGCUGUGUAAUAGCAUACUGAACAUGAUCCCAUCACAUAAUGAAUAAGAAUUAAGAAUGUCAUCCCUGUUUUUAAUUAAACUUUAGAACGUUCAGAAUAGAUAUUUUGUAAGACAAUUUGUGAUGCUUGCAUGCUAGCGGUAGUAGGAAUAAACGUUUUUACUUGUUCUGGGCUUCUAGAUUAUGGUAGCCCCACUCCCAUGGCUAGUGAUAUUCAAUGUUAAGAUAGAUUAUGGUAGCCCCACUCCCAUGGCUAGUGUUAUUCAA